GAAGCUGGUAAACACUUUGUAUACCUGAGUAUACGAGUGGCGCUUCGGUUUUCCUCAAGAGUAAUCAACUGUCGUCUGCCGUCUGGACAACCCCGGCAUACGUUUAGACUUCAACGCUUAUUGCGAGUAAUUACGAUGCAGUGUACCUUAAUUGAAUUAUACAGGUACAGGUCAUUGUACGGACAUAAAUUUGCGAUUUAGAGUCUAACGAAGAGCGACGCCUUUACCGACGGAUUAAGAAGCGCCACUUUUCAUAUCGCGCCUGGGCAUUAUGAGAUAGGUGUAAGAGAGCAAUUUAUAAACUCGACGUCAUUAUAGUUGAUUAAUAACUAUAUACACAUUAAGACGCGCUGUCUGGCGGCCGACUGUCACAAGCUGCGCGACGCGGGAUCGGCUCUGUCUUUUUCGAUCGGACGUUCGAAGAAUAAAGUUUAAUCGCGGGCAAGCUUUUUCCUUACCUGCAUCUCGUUAGUGCUUUUGACUUGAUGACAUGAAACUAUGCGACUAGUAUACCUAUAAAAAGAAUCAAAACUGCAAUAAGCAUUUUGUCACCUCCACCCACCAUGAACGGUAACUCGAUCCCUAAAACCACCUACCACUACCUACCCACCGCCUCCAGCCUACCCUCCCACAACAAGUUCACCCACGACAGCAGCUCAAAAGUCCGCUACGAGAUCCUCAAGGAGGCUAUUACCCAGAAAGAUCGGGGCACCAUAAUCUGGCUCCUCAACGAAGGCUGUCCAGUCAACCUACCUACAGCUGACCAUCAGGACACGCCCCUGCACGUCGCCGUCCUCGCUAACGAUCUCGACGUCGCCAGGAUCCUCAUCUGCGCCGGUGCUCAGAUCGAUGUUCCCAAUUUCCAGAAACAGACUCCGCUGCACCUGGCCUUCGAGAUGCGCCAGAACGAGAUGGUGGACCUGUUGUUGACUCAGUGCGAUGGGAAAGUCAACCCGUUCACCGUUUACGGUUUAUCCCACUUCCACAUCGCCUGUGUGAGGAACAACUGGCUGGUCGCUAACUCGUUUCUCCAGCAGGGAGUCAACGCCAACGUCUACCUGGAAAAGUGCUUUUAUGGAAGGGAUUACAGGUACUAUCGGCCGUUGCAUCUGGCGGUUAAACACGAGAACUUGGAGGUUGCCGAGUUGCUGUUGAAGUAUGGUGCCAAUGUUGACGCCAGGGAUAGGUACAAACGGACUCCCUUGCACCUGGCUUGUAGGUACAAUUACAGGAGGAUUUGCGAGGCCAUAAGAACGGCUGACAUCGAGAGUCCUCGGGACGUGUUGAGGUUGAUCAAAGAAGAAGAUAACCAGGUGCACAUCGUUAAGCUUCUGGUCAGGUACAAGGCGAGCAUCGAUGCUUUGGACGCCAAUGACACGCCUCCUCUGUUCCACGUGUUCAAGUGCGAUUACAGAGAAAUCAAGACAGCCAUUCGAGAGAAGAUUGUGAUCGAUGACCAGGAGUUCUGGGACGAGGUCGUCGAGGUUUUCAAGAACGUGCAGAGGGAGAAGUUCUACGCGUUGAUACAACGAGAUGCCAAUGUCAAGUUCUGCUCCCAGUCGAAGGAUACGUUGCUGCACCUUGUUAUCGACGGUCGGAAGCUCUUCACGGGAUACAAUCCUCUGGCUACCAAAGAGAGGGACCUCAGUGACGAAGAGAAGGCCGAGUGCGUGGACCUGCUGUGCAAGUACGGCGCUGAGGUUGACGCCAAGAACUCAGCUGGGCUGACGCCGCUACAGAUGGCCAUACAGUACUACCACGUCAGAACGGUCAAGGCACUACUGAACCACUUCGCGACUGUGAGCAACGUCUGCUUCUUCCACUACAAGAUCCCGAAGAGGGAUGCCGGAGGGAACUUCGAGUUGAGGGAAAUGGAGAACUUCCUGGACAUCAUCGCCAUGAUGUUGAAGCGCAAGUCCGAUCUCAACAUCAACAGGAGCAACGAGCUGCUGAUGCUGAGGUACAUGGCUACAGAAUCGAACGUUCAGCACUUCGAGAACUGCAACACAGUGGACCUGAGACAUCUCCUGGACUUUGGCGACAUCAACAGCAUGAACGUGUCGUUCUACAUCUCCGAGAGAUCGUUACUGUCCAACCGGGAGAAGAUCGGCCUGGUGUUCGAGCACAUCCAGAAGCUCGAGAUCGCCGGUCUGCACGUGGACGAGAACAUCAAGCGUGAGUUUCUCAAGUGCGACUGCGGUGUCGUCGAAAGCGCCUGCAACAAGGCUUUCCUCGAGAAGUGCAGGGAAGACAUCGGUAAGUUGAAGGUUGUGAUGAUCGAUCGGUACGCCUCGUUCUACGACCUGCUGUUCUUGAACGCCAAUGAGGUAGCGGUGAGGGUGAAGAACGAAGACUUCAGGAAAUCGGUCAGGACGAACUGCAAGCUCAACUUCACGCUGUACAACGAUAUAAUCGUCAAGCAGUUCGUCAAGGGUAUGGUAAGAUCGAUCUUGCUGGAAUCGGCGAAGGAGUACUUGAGCUUCAUCAUCAGGGUGGAUCUGCCCGAUCCAUGUUCGGAGAAUAUUCUCAGUCAUCUGAAGAACGAAGAUCUGUGCAAUCUCGCACUGGCCUUCGAGAAGUGAUUCUUGUGCGAGACUUUUUUUAAACUUUCAUUAUCGCAACGUGUAGGGAUUCACUUGCGUUUCAUUUGGCAUUUGUUCAUUGAAAUUCAACACCAGAUAAAUUUUGUAGACAUUUAUUACUUGAAGCCUGCUAGCAUUACAAAAGAAAAAUUGUACAUUAAAAUAUGAUUGAAGUGAAUAAACAUAAAUUUUAAAUUUCUACAUCAGAUUUUCUUCUUCCUACAAUACUAUACUGUAACGACAGUAUAAAUCUAUUUCCAAACAGAUAAUAUAUUCGGCAAUUUCACAUUGCAAAUGGGUAAAAAAAGAGUAUAUCGUGCUGCGAAAUCAACGUACGAAAAAUGUACGUUUCACAAAGUCAAAAUGUGUUUAUAGAUUCUUUUUUUUUUAAUCAAGGUGCAGGCCCCUCGUAUUUUUAAUUUUCUGCUUAAAACCUACAUAGUAUAAUAUGGCAUGAGACGUAUAGUGAUACAUGACUUAAUUUACAUGCGCGAUAACGAUGAUAAAUGGUUGCUAACGUUAUCGUUACUUGUUACGUUAUAGCUAUAUAUAAAUGCGAAAUGAAGCUAUUAAUACUCUUGAUAUAAUAUCGACUAUGAUUUUCGAAAAGGGACUGCGAGCUACGGAAUGUUUCGACCCGCGCUGUGAAUUUUGAUUAUUUUUAUCUUGUGUGUAAUUGAAUUUGUACCGCGGAUAUAGCAGCAAAGGCACUUGCAGAAGGGUACAUUGAAAAGUGAGUUAGAAACUACUGAUCGUGAUCUGAUUAACAUAUGCAAGUCUUCGAAGAGCAGCAAAUAUAAACUUCAAAAGU
Molecule: messenger RNA, 3393 nt
Organism: Nasonia vitripennis (jewel wasp)
Lineage: Eukaryota; Metazoa; Arthropoda; Insecta; Hymenoptera; Pteromalidae
Product: ankyrin-1
Exons: 3
Coding region: 564-2582 (672 amino acids)
Molecular function (GO): protein binding
Source: RefSeq, a predicted model, not a curated record